GUUUCUUUCUGCUGUUGUGAGGAUUUUCAGUCCAAGGUUCUGCAACCAUGGAGGCGCAAAGCAACAAGCCUCACCGGAAGGGGAAGGAGAAGAAGAAGCACACCGGAGAUAACCCAAAGGCUUUUGCCGUACACAGACCCGGGAAACUUCAAGCACAAGCUGCACGAUCGUCCGAUAUAAAAGAAAAGCGUCUCCAUGUUCCUCUCGUCGACAGAUUCCCCGAUGAACCGCCACCUCGGCUCGUGGCCAUCGUUGGCCCGCCCGGCGUGGGCAAGACGACGCUCCUCAAGAGUAUGAUCCGUCGAUACUCAAAGGAGACGAUAUCGAAUCCUCAGGGGCCUGUAACCGUUGUUACUUCCAAGAAGCAGCGCUUGACCUUCCUCGAAUGUCCCAACGAGCUCGAGGCUAUGGUCGACGUCGCCAAAGUAGCUGAUAUCAUCUUGCUGAUGAUCGAUGGUAACUUUGGCUUCGAAAUGGAGACAAUGGAGUUCCUGAACAUCCUGGCUGCGACAGGUAUGCCGGGUAAUGUCUUUGGUAUUCUCACGCAUCUUGACCUGUUCAAAAAACCACAUACUCUAAGGGAUGCAAAGAAGAGGUUAAAGCAUAGGUUAUGGAGCGAGCUCUACCAAGGCGCACACUUGUUCUACCUUUCGGGAGUCAUCAAUGGGCGCUAUCCCGAUCGUGAGAUACACAACCUGUCCCGAUUUCUUUCCAUCAUGAAGAACCCGAGGCCAUUGAUUUGGAGGAACUCGCACCCCUACACGAUCAUCGACAGUUGGCGCGACAUCACACACCCGACCAAGAUCGAGGAGAACGAAAAGUGUGACCGGUCAAUAGUACUCUCUGGCUAUUUGCGUGGCACGAAUUUCGCAUCACAGGGGCAAAGAGUACAUAUACCUGGCCUGGGCGAUUAUACUCUUGCAGAUGUGGAGGUUCUGCCCGAUCCGUGUCCAACACCGGCCAUGGAGCAGGCGCUUGCCAAAAUCACUGGCAAGACCGGCAGGCGGCGCCUCGAUGACAAGGACAAGAAGCUGUACGCUCCAAUGUCGGACCGAAGUGGCCUGCAGGUGGAUGGAGACGCCAUUUACAUUUACCGUGAUAAGGGGUUCACAUUCGAUAAGGACGCCAAGGACGUCGAGCGAGGCGAGGGUGAGGAACUCAUCAUCAACCUCCAGUCCGAGAGGCGUCUCCUUGGUCAGACCGAGGACGGAGUUCAACUGUUCGCCGGCGGCGAGGAACUCAAAUCGGCUGGCGAUGACGAUACUGGCCGCAAGACCCAAAGGCAGGGCAGAGUCGCUGACCAGGCCGAGGAUGACGCUGAGGACGAUAUACAAUACGACGACGACGAUUCUGACCCAGAGGCGGACGCUUCCGACGUCGAGGCCGAAUUCAAUGAGAAAAAGCUUGGCAAGAUGUUUCGAAAGGACGCCGAAAAGGACGGAGAUGACGAAGUUGCUUUCGCGGAUAGUGAUUCGGAUUUGGGCUCGAUAUCAGGUGAGGAGGGCACAGACGAGGAAGACCUGAGUGAUGAGGAAGAUGUCGACUCUGGCGACGAGGAGGCUGCCCUCAGGUGGAAGGAAAACAUGGAGGAGCGCGCCAAGCAGCGCCAUGGCAAGAAGGCCCCGUUCCAGGCGGCAAAUUUGGCACGAAUGCUGUACAAUGACUCGCUAAGCAUACCCGAAAUUCUCAGGAGGUGGCGAGGUGACGAGGAAGAGGAGGAGGAGGAGGAAAACAUUGAAGAGGAUUCUGGAGACGAGACUUUCUUCAAAAAAUCCAAGAAUGAGAAGGAGGACCAGGCGGACGAUCGGUCCAUACCAAUAUUUGACGACGACAAAUUGGCAUCGUACUGGUCGAACGAGCAGAGCAUUGAAGCUUUGAGGCAAAAGUUCACUACCGCUACGCUUUUGGACGACGAGGAAGAUGAAGAUGGGGACGGAGAAGAUGACUUCGACGGUUUCGGCUCCGGAGAUGAAGAAGGCGAGGGUGGUGAUGACGACGAUGACGAGGGUGACGGCGCUUUCGAAGAUCUUGAGACAGGCGAGAAGCAUGGCCCCGAGAUGGAUCUGGAAGCGGAGCGGGAGAAGAAUGCUCGCCGGAAAGAGGAGCUCAAACUGCGAUUUGAAGAAGAGGAUCGCGAAGGCUUCAAUAACGAAAAGGCCAACGCUCGUCGGGAGGGCGGAGGUGAGGACGAGUUCGGCGAGGACGACUGGUACGACGCCCAAAAGGCCAUGAUACAGAAACAGCUGGACAUCAACAAGGCCGAGUUUGAGAAUCUGGACGAGAGACAACGAGCGCUGGUGGAGGGCCACAAGGCAGGCAAAUACGCCAAACUGGUCAUUGAGGGUGUGCCAGCCGAGUUCGUCAAGCAAUUCAACGCCAAGAUGCCGAUUAUCGUGGGAGGUCUGUCCGCCACCGAAGACAGAUUCGGAUUCGUUCAGGUGCGGAUAAAACGACACAGAUGGCACAAGAAGAUCUUGAAGACUGGCGACCCGCUCAUCUUCUCACUGGGCUGGAGAAGAUUCCAGUCGAUGCCUAUUUACAGCAUCUCCGACUCCCGAGUACGGAACAGGAUGCUCAAGUACACGCCGGAGCAUAUGCACUGCUUCGCCACCUUCUACGGGCCACUGAUCGCGCCGAACACAGGCUUCGUCAGCUUCAACAACUUCGCCAGCUCCAACCCUGGCUUUAGGAUAGCGGCAACGGGCACCGUGCUGAGCGUGGACGAGUCCACGGAGAUCGUCAAGAAGCUCAAGCUGACGGGUACUCCCUACAAGAUCUUCAAGAACACGGCCUUCAUCAAGGACAUGUUCAACAGCUCGCUCGAGAUUGCCAAGUUCGAGGGCGCCUCCAUCAAGACAGUCUCUGGCAUCCGGGGUCAAAUCAAGCGCGCCCUGUCCAAGCCAGAAGGCCACUUCCGUGCGACCUUUGAGGACAAGAUCCUGCUCAGCGACAUUGUGUUCCUGCGGGCGUGGUACCCCAUCAAGCCGCACCGCUUCUACAACCCGGUGACCAACCUGGUCGGGUGGCAGCGGGCGCGGCUGACGGGCGAGAUCCGCGCCGAGGAGGCCCUCCCGACGCCGCAGAACAAGGACAGCCAGUACCGCAAGAUCGAGCGCGCCGAAAGGCACUUCAACCCGCUGCGCGUGCCGAGGAAGCUCGCGGCCGAGCUGCCCUACAAGAGCCAGAUCGUGCAGACCAAGGCGCAGAAGAAGCCGACGUACAUGCAGAAGCGGGCGGUCGUGCUCGGCGGCGAGGAGAAGAAGGCGCGCGACCUCAUGCAGAAGCUGACGACGAUCCGCAAGGACGUCGCGGAGAAGAGGAAGGCCAAGAAGGACGAGAACAGGGCCGGGUUCAAGAAGAAGAUGGCCGAGAUGGCGGAGAAGAAGGCCGCGAGGGAGAAGAGAGAGACCAAGGAGUUCUGGGGCAAGGAGGGCAAGAAGAGGAGGUCUGGGGAGGAGGGCGGUGGUGGCGGCAAGAGGAGGAAGUAGAGAGAUACCUCCAAGAGUCUAAUCCGAACUACGACAUUUUUACA
Molecule: messenger RNA, 3532 nt
Organism: Diaporthe batatas
Lineage: Eukaryota; Fungi; Ascomycota; Sordariomycetes; Diaporthales; Diaporthaceae
Product: GTPase BMS1
Exons: 2
Coding region: 48-3488 (1146 amino acids)
Biological process (GO): maturation of SSU-rRNA from tricistronic rRNA transcript (SSU-rRNA, 5.8S rRNA, LSU-rRNA); ribosome biogenesis; endonucleolytic cleavage of tricistronic rRNA transcript (SSU-rRNA, 5.8S rRNA, LSU-rRNA)
Cellular component (GO): 90S preribosome; nucleus
Molecular function (GO): GTPase activity; U3 snoRNA binding; GTP binding
Source: RefSeq, a predicted model, not a curated record